Closterium sp. Naga37s-1 is the source of this 1566-nucleotide messenger RNA. The record is from the annotation of a GenBank genome assembly. NCBI's taxonomy places the organism in Eukaryota, Viridiplantae, Streptophyta, Zygnematophyceae, Desmidiales, Closteriaceae.
AUGGAGCGCGCCGCGGCGCAGCGGAGUCGCCGCGCCCGCGUCGUCGCCCCCGCAGCCCCCCGCGCUCCGCUGCUACCACAGCUGCCUCUCCUACUGCUGCUGCUGCUGCUGCAGUGCCCUCCCUGCUGGGGCGGGGAGUCGCAGCCUGUCAACGCCACGCAAGGUGCGGAGGAGCGGGUGUGGGGGGUAUUAGAGGAAGAUGGGGAGUGGGUGUGGGGGUUAUUUAGGGGAAACGCUGCUAUACCGCCACGUGUCAACGGCACGCAAGGGCUGGCGGCCGCCGCCGCCGCGCAAGGUGCGCGGAUGAGCGGAAACGCGUGUGCGCGGAUGGGGGGAGAAGCGUGUGCUUGGAUGGGGGGAGAAGCGUGUGCGCGGAUGGGGGGAGAAGCGUGUGCGGGGAUGGGGGGUGAAGCGUGUGCGGGGAUGGGGGGAGAAGCGUGUGCGGGGAUGGGGGGUGAAGCGUGUGCGGGGAUGGGGGGAGAAGCGUGUGCGGGGAUGGGGGGAGAAGCGUGUGCGGGGAUGGAGAAGCGUGUGCGGGGAUGGGGGGAGAAGCGUGUGCGGGGAUGGGGGGAGAAGCGUGUGCGGGGAUGGGGGGAGAAGCGUGUGCGGGGAUGGGGGGAGAAGCGUGUGCAGGGAUGGGGGGAGAAGCGUGUGCGGGGAUGGGGGGAGAAGCGUGUGCGGGGAUGGGGGGAGAAGCGUGUGCGGGGAUGGGGGGAGAAACGUGUGCGGGGAUGGGGGGAGAAGCGUGUGCGGGGAUGGGGGGAGAAGCGUGUGCGGGGAUGGGGGGUGAAGCGUGUGCGGGGAUGGGGGGAGCAGCGUGUGCGGGGAUGGGGGGAGCAGCGUGUGCGGGGAUGGGGGGAGCAGCGUGUGCGGGGAUGGGGGGAGCAGCGUGUGCGGGGAUGGGGGGAGCAGCGUGUGCGGGGAUGGGGGGAGCAGCGUGUGCGGGGAUGGGGGGAGCAGCGUGUGGUGAAUGGGGAGCAGCGUGCUGCCACAGCAGCAAUGCCCUCCCUGCCCGUGCUGCCCGUGCUGCCCUCCCUGCCCUCCCUGCCCUCCCUGCCCUCCCUGCCCUCCCUGCCCUCCCUGCCCGUGCUGGUGUUACCCGGGCAUUGGAGGGGCGGGUGGGGGAAGAGCAGGGGAAUAAGGAUUAAGGGGGAACAAGACGAAGGAUUGGGGAAAGGGGACGUAAGGGGGAGUAAGGGAGCAGGGAAAGAGCAGUGGAUGGAGUGGGGGGGGAAAGGGGAGGGGAUGGGCGAGACGAGGUGGAAGGGAGAUGAGAGGCUGUGGGGAGGCGAACGGGAAGGGGGUGAGGGAUGGGAUGGCAAGGGCCCUGUACUGCCCCCUCUCCCCCCUGUGCCGCCCACUCUCUCUGUGCCGCCCACUCCCCCUGUGCCGCCCACUCCCCCUAUGCCGCCCACUCCCCCUAUGCCGCCCACUCCCCCUGUGCCGCCCACUCCCCCUGUGCCGCCCACUCCCCCUGUGCCGGCCACUCCCCCUGUGCCGCCCACUCCCCCUGUGCCGCCCGCUCCCCCCCUGCGCCGCCCCUCUUUUGAGAAUUCUUACAAGUGA